AAACACAUCAAACUGAUAUACGUACGUCAGAAGAAAUCCAAAACUUGAAAGAACAUGCAAUGAAGGAAGCUGCUGAUAUAUUAAAAGAAGCUCAGAAACAAAAAGACGAAGAAUUUCAACACAUGAAAGAACAGUUAAAAAAGGCAGAAAAGGAACUUCAACUGUUACGACGGCUGAGAACAGCCUUUCAGAGAAACAAAAGUUUGAAGGAAAAGAAAGAGUCACUUGAACUCGUGUGGCGAUUAGGUAUUCGUGUUGUUACACCUCCGGGAGAUUCAGCCAGUGAAGUCAUUCAACGUGUAUAUGGGUUUAUACAAUUUGCUGUAAAAAGUAACAGAAGCUUAGGAGAGGAAUCCACCGCGCCUAGUAUUCACACCUACAAGAAAACUUUUAAAUCAGUUAAGCAGAUUCUUGGAAAGAUAAUCGUCUCUCAAGACACUAAACUGGAAGUGCUGCAAUGCAAGCCUGGUGUGUCCUUCAAAAUACAGUGCAUUACUACAAAAGACUUUGAGCAACGUCUCACAAUAUUCCAUGGGAUUCAUUUCCAGGAAGCCGUAGCAAAUUUACGAAAAUGUUUAGAAAUGGAAGACGAUCAGAAACGGAAAUAUGAAGUCACAUCCUUUUGUUCCUCUCAAACUUUGAAAGAUAUAAAAAAACAGCUGUCUGACCAUGGUGUAUUAAAAGGUUCAUCUUCUGACAUCAAAUGUGAAAGACAUGACAGUAUGCAGUGUUCAUGGUAUUGCGGAGAACAUGAUUUAUUUUUCUGCAAGUCGUGUAAGGAAAAGAACCAUAGGUCAUGCUUUGGACUAAAGAAAAUCGAGGAACGAAAAAAGAUAAGAGAACUUAAAUUAAACAGAUGCAAUUUACAACCCCAAAAUUUGGAUUUGAAAUCUCCUUUAUUUGCACGCUACCAAUGGUUAUGUUCUCAUUGGUAGCAGGCAUACGAAAGAUCUGCUGAUACUUGAAAGCUCGCACUAUCCAAUCAGUCGUUGCAUUCUGCCCUCCAGUCCAUCCGGCGUGUGUUAUGUAGGCAACAGUAUUGCCGCUGCGGUUUGUGAAAACAAAAUUGUGUUUAUGGAUGUCACAUCUGAAAGGGUAUCGCAUGCAUCAUUACUUCCAAGCAAUUUUAUGGACAGCAUAAUUUGUCAUGGGGAUAGGAUAUACAUAUGUGAUGGAGAGUCUCUGUAUACAUGUAACACAGAUGGCAGUGAUCUACGCACUCUCUGUUGUAUGAUAAAUGAAUCGGAAAGGACGAUGAAUAUUUUACCAAAUCGGGAAAACAUAUUUACCAGUGUUGCACUUAGUGAUAAUGGGGAGUCUAUUUACAUUAUAAAUCAGUGCUCACUGUAUAUAAUUCAAAGCAAUGGUGUUUUUCGGCAUACUAAAGAUAUUAGAGAUAUCGUCGGUAUAUGUUGUCUUGGUAACAGUUUAGUGAUUUUGUGUGACAGAUAUGGCAUUGUUCAACAACUUAAUUGCAAAGGUGAAAAGUUCAGAGGUCUUUUUCAAAUAGGUGGUUCUAACAUUAUUGUGACGUCAUUGUGCUGUGAUGGGAUUCUCUCUAGGCUUUUUGUUGGUUGUGGAGAGGAUUUAUUUGUGUAUGACGUAGAGUAGACAGAAUACGAUGCAAGUGCUUAUUAUCUAUAACCAAUAGUUGUUUAACCAAUCGAAUAUUGCUCUGUAUGGGAUAUAUUUCUGAAAGCGUACUCCCUUAAAAAGAAACUUUAAUUAUAGUAAUAAAUAGAUCUUUGAUUGUGUGCGCGUCCGCUUGCUGGUUUUGCGCUUGGGGAGGCUGCGUUUUUAGAACAUGGCUUUCCCUGUUGAAUAUUCUUCCUUUUUCCAAAUAUGUCAAUAAACGAAAUUUAGAACACACAAAUGUGAAAAAUGUUUUAAUUGCAUUUCGAUAAUUUUGAUACAAUUGCGGCACUAAAUUCGACGUAUUACCAGAAGUACUAAACCAAUGUGUGUAAAACAAAGGUAUAUUUCAACUUCAGGAAACGAUGCAGUUAGUGCUGCUUUGUUGUUAAAAGAAUCAUUAAGUUUUUGAUAUAUCGUUUUUAGCCUCUCCUUAUCACUUAAUAAGAAACAAUAUUCUUGACACUAUCAUAUUAAACAGUUGGAGAGGACAAUUGCAACGUCGUCCAGUUUCGUAGCUGAUGGAAAAUAUUUUACGUGUCAUGUGUUAUUGCGAGAGUCAUAAUGGUUUGAAUUUCUUAGAAUGCCUAUUUAUUCAUGUAAGCACAAUCAAGUCUUCAUGCGUAAGAAAAUGGACAUGUGUUUGGUUAAAAUUUAAUGUACAGUGAGAAGCAAGUUGUUCAAAGGCCAAAUUGUCUUUAAAUGAUUAUGACACAAACAACUGUGGAAAUUAUUACCUUAAAGGAUACAUUUUAGCUGUUUAAUUUUUGUUUUUCUUUUGUUAAAUCCACUGAAACAGUUCAAUGUUAUGAAAAGAAAAACAAAUAUGGCGAAGCACUAUAAAUAAUCAAGAAAUCAUGUUCUGUGUCUGUGGCCGUGUAAAAAAUAUUUGCAAAUAAUGUAGAAUCAUUAUGUUAUGUAAAUGUUGUAUGUAAAUUAGAACUAGUUAUCAGUCGCCAGGUGGAAAUGGCGGUUAUAUUUGAUAAACUGACAGGUUUUUUUUCUCAUGGUUGAAAAAUCUCUAACCAAGAAGGAUGUGAAACGCUGCAAGAUAACACAUUACAAGAUUACAUUGUGAUUUAUGAUUCUUUUCAAUAUGAAUCAAUAAUAAUUAAAGUUUAUAAUGUUCAAAAUAUAUAAAGUUCUGUCUUUAAAUACCACAAUAAAACAAAACGUGUGCUUCAGGGCUUGAAGUACUGUUUUAUCCAUCUUUUCCGCAACAAGAGAUUCUAUGAUUUCACUUUGAAAAUCAGACAUAUAAAUUAUUAUGCAUCAUAAUAGUAAACCCCAAGAUUAUUUAAUACGUAUUUAAACUUCAUGACGUAUCUAUUACAAUCAGGAUAGCUUCUGGAUCAAAGCAAACUAUGGCCAGAAUUUUCAAGGAAACCCUGUUAAGGAUUUGGUGAAGGAAAUAGUAGUAGAUCUCAGAACGAGGCCUGUAGUGCAUCAUAAACGAUUAUAUGUACAGACAUCAUUUUAAAUAUUUCAAACCAUUUCAAUGAUUGGAAAACUUAUAUAGUCAUUUAGUAUAAUAUGAUUUCCUACCAAAUAUUUGAAAAUAUUUAGAUUUUAUAUUUAUUUAGCUAAAUGUGAACGUGUUUGUUUAUUUAAUAAAAAAGAUGA
Mercenaria mercenaria is the source of this 3255-nucleotide messenger RNA. RefSeq lists its product as uncharacterized. Bases 60 to 935 code for a protein of 291 amino acids. The record is from RefSeq and is a predicted model, not a curated record. Gene Ontology annotation, molecular function: zinc ion binding. The transcript has 6 exons. Lineage: Eukaryota; Metazoa; Mollusca; Bivalvia; Venerida; Veneridae.